Messenger RNA from Saitoella complicata NRRL Y-17804, 2075 nucleotides. RefSeq names its product dnaK-type molecular chaperone BiP. Gene Ontology annotation, cellular component: nucleus; cytoplasm; membrane. The transcript is spliced from 4 exons. Gene Ontology annotation, molecular function: misfolded protein binding; heat shock protein binding; ATP binding. Gene Ontology annotation, biological process: protein refolding; cellular response to unfolded protein; endoplasmic reticulum unfolded protein response. Bases 95 to 2005 code for a protein of 636 amino acids. Lineage: Eukaryota; Fungi; Ascomycota; Saitoellomycetes; Saitoellales; Saitoellaceae. The record is from RefSeq and is a predicted model, not a curated record.
GCCACGUCGACUGUGGGACAAAGGCGGCGCGUAUUUCUAAGUGGAGCCCCCGUCAACCAACCACCAACAACGAUACCCUCGAUCAAUUGCAACAAUGAAGAAGUUCAUCUUCUUCACUGCGCUCGUCUAUCUUGCGGCGCUCAUUGCAUUCCCGUUACUGUCCAAUGCCGAUUCUAAGAAGGAGGAGUACGGUACCGUCAUUGGUAUCGAUCUCGGUACUACCUACUCCUGUGUAGGUGUCAUGAAGUCUGGUCGCGUCGAAAUUCUUGCCAAUGACCAGGGGCACCGUAUCACUCCAUCGUACGUCGCAUUCACUGACGAAGAGCGUCUUGUCGGAGACGCCGCUAAGAACCAGGCUCCUGCCAACCCCACCAACACCGUCUUCGAUAUCAAGCGUUUGAUUGGUCUUCGGUUCGAUGACAAGCAGGUGCAGAAGGACCUUAAGCACUUCCCUUUCAAGGUUAUCAGCAAGUCCGGCAAGCCCGUUGUUCAGGUUAAGGCGCAAGGUGAGGAGAAGAUCUUCACUCCAGAGGAGAUUUCUGGUAUGAUCCUGGGUAAGAUGAAGGAGGUGGCCCAGGAUUACCUUGGAAAGAAGGUUACCCAUGCUGUCGUCACUGUCCCCGCCUAUUUCAAUGAUGCUCAGCGUCAAGCUACCAAGGAUGCUGGUACUAUUGCUGGUUUGAACGUUCUUCGUGUCGUUAAUGAACCUACUGCUGCUGCUAUCGCCUACGGUCUUGACAAGAAGGGUGGUGAGCGCCAGAUUAUUGUCUACGACCUUGGAGGUGGUACGUUCGAUGUCUCUCUUUUGUCCAUCGAGGAUGGUGUUUUCGAGGUUUUGGCGACUGCUGGUGACACUCACCUUGGAGGAGAGGAUUUCGACAACCGCGUCAUCGACCACUUUGUCAAGAUCUACAACAAGAAGAAUGACGUCGAUAUGUCUGUGCGCAUCGAAAUUGAGGCUUUUCACGACGGUGAGGACUUCUCCGAGACUUUGACUCGUGCUAAGUUCGAGGAGCUCAACAUGGACUUGUUCAAGAAGACCAUGAGACCUGUUGAGCAGGUUCUUAAGGAUGCUGGUGUCAAGAAGUCUGAGAUUGAUGACAUCGUUCUCGUCGGUGGUUCUACUCGUAUUCCUAAGGUUCAGUCCCUUUUGGAGGACUACUUCAACGGUAAGAAGGCUUCUAAGGGUAUUAACCCUGACGAAGCUGUUGCCUACGGUGCUGCAGUUCAGGGUGGUGUUCUUUCUGGCGAGGAGGGUGUUGAUGACGUCCUUCUUCUUGAUGUUAACCCUCUUACUCUCGGUAUCGAGACCACUGGCGGUGUUAUGACCAAGUUGAUUGGUCGCAACCAGCAGAUUCCUAACAAGAAGACUCAGAUCUUCUCCACCGCUGUUGACAACCAGCCUACCGUCCUCAUCCAGGUCUACGAGGGUGAGCGUGCGCUUACUAAGGACAACAACCUUCUUGGAAAGUUCGAACUUACUGGUAUUCCUCCCGCCCCUCGUGGUGUUCCUCAAAUUGAGGUCACUUUUGAGGUUGAUGCCAACGGUGUCUUGACCGUAUCCGCCGCUGACAAGGGCGCUGGCAAGACGGAGUCUAUCACCAUCACCAACGAUAAGGGACGUCUUUCCAAAGAGGAAAUUGAGCGUAUGGUCCAGGAGGCCGAGGAGAUGGCCGCUCAGGACCAGGAGCUUCGCGAGAAGAUCGAGUCCCGUAACGGUCUCGAGAACUACGCUUACUCCCUCAAGACCCAGGUUGCCGAUGAGGAUGGUCUCGGAGGCAAGUUGGAUGCCGAUGACAAGAAGGCUUUGUUGGACGCUGUGAAGGAGACUAUGGAGUGGUUGGAGGACAACGCUAGCACCGGUACCAAGGAGGAGUUUGAUGAGCAGAAGGAGAAGUUGUCCAGUGUUGCUCACCCAUUGGUAUCUAAGCUUUACGGAAGCGGUGGUGGUUCUGGAGCGACGCAGAUGGACGAUGAUUAUGACUUCGGUCAUGAUGAGCUUUAAAAUGGAUGGUGUAAUCAUAUCUUUCAGGUGGCGUUAGACAUGUACGUUAUUUUUGGAAAGGCAUAAAUAA